GCAUUUGGAAAUGCAAAAACAGCACAUAACAAUAACUCCAGUCGUUUUGGGAAGUUCAUUCAAGUCAACUAUUUAGAGAACGGCAUUGUCCGAGGGGCUGUGGUUGAAAAAUACCUGCUGGAAAAGUCUCGUCUGGUUUCUCAAGAAAAAGAUGAAAGGAACUACCAUGUCUUUUACUAUUUGCCGUUUCUGAGGUUAGAGCGUAAAGAAUUUCACCUCAAGCAACCUGAAGAUUAUUUCUACCUCAACCAGCAUAACUUGAAAAUUGAAGAUGGGGAAGAUCUCAAACAUGAAUUUGAGAGACUAAAACAGGCCAUGGAGAUGGUUGGUUUCCUUGCAGCAACAAAGAAACAGAUUUUUUCAAUACUUUCAGCUAUUCUUUACUUGGGCAAUGUCACAUACAAGAAGAAAGCCACAGGUCGGGACGAAGGGUUGGAAGUUGGACCUCCUGAAGUGUUGGACAUUCUUUCUCAGCUGCUGAAAGUUAAACGAGAAAUCCUGGUAGAAGUGCUAACGAAAAGAAAAACUGUGACUGCUAAUGAUAAGCUCAUUUUGCCAUAUAGUCUCAAUGAGGCAAUAACAGCUCGUGAUUCCAUGGCCAAGUCCUUGUACAGUGCUCUGUUUGAUUGGAUCGUUCUCAGAAUCAAUCAUGCACUUCUCAAUAAGAAGGACAUGGAGGAAUCUGUUACAUGUCUGUCCAUUGGUGUGCUUGAUAUUUUUGGAUUUGAAGAUUUUGAAACCAACAGCUUCGAGCAGUUCUGUAUAAAUUAUGCCAAUGAGCAGCUCCAGUAUUAUUUCAAUCAGCACAUUUUCAAAUUGGAACAGGAGGAAUAUAAGAGUGAAGGGAUCACUUGGCACAAUAUUGACUAUACUGAUAAUGUGGCCUGCAUUCACUUAAUCAGCAAGAAGCCCACUGGCCUCUUCUAUCUUCUGGAUGAAGAAAGCAAUUUCCCACAUGCCACCAACCAAACUCUGCUGGCAAAAUUCAAACAGCAGCACGAGGAGAACAAGUUCUUUGUGGGGACCCCAGUGAUGGAACCUGCUUUCAUCAUUCGCCACUUUGCUGGGAAAGUGAAAUACCAGAUCAAGGAUUUCAGGGAGAAGAACAUGGAUUACAUGAGACCAGACAUCGUGGCGCUGCUGCGCGGCAGCGACAGCGCGUACGUGCGGGAGCUGAUCGGGAUGGACCCCGUGGCCGUGUUCCGCUGGGCCGUGCUGCGCGCAGCCGUCAGAGCCAUGGCUGUCUUUGCAGAAUGUGGACGCCAGAGAGCUCAGAAGACUUCAGGAGUGGUACGUCAAGGACCCAGAGUUCCCCUUGGAGAGCUCCAGAGAUCCAACACGCCGGUAGAUAAAACUUAUCGCUGCUCAAUGCUUGAUUUCUCAUUUGAUUGUUCUGAGGAUUUCGCUAUAAAUGCUUUUGAAGACAUCAUUUCUUUUUAUGAAAACAAGAAAGAGAUGCAUGACCAAAUCAUCGCCAGUAUUAAAGGACUGCCCUGGCAGGGUGGUGAUCCCUGCAAGCUGCUUCGGUCGCUCAGUCGCCUGCAACACCCCUCCCACCACACGAAGAGUAGAGGUGCCAAACAAAAGCAGAUCAUUCCCAAGAACUUGCUGGAUUCCAAGUCUCUGAAGCUCAUUGUCAGCAUGACUCUGCACGACCGAACUACAAAGUCCCUUUUGCACUUGCACAAGAAGAAGAAACCCCCCAGCAUAAGUGCCCAGUUCCAGACUUCACUUAAUAAGUUGCUGGAGACUUUGGGUAGAGCUGAGCCGUUCUUCAUCCGCUGCAUCCGCUCCAACGCCGAGAAGAAAGAGAUGCUGUUUGAUGAGAGCUUGGUGCUUCAGCAGUUACGGUACACUGGCAUGCUGGAAACUGUGAGGAUCAGAAGGUCUGGCUACAGUGCCAAAUACACAUUCCAGGAGUUCAUAGACCAAUUUCAGGUGUUACUGCCCAAAAAUGCCAAAGCCUCUAAGGAAGACAUUUGUGCUUAUUUGAAUAAAUUAAAACUGAAUGAAAACUACUAUCAAAUUGGGAAGACCAAGGUUUUCAUGAAAGAGGCUGAAAGGCAGAUACUACAGGAUACACUACACAAAGAAGUGAUGAGGAAAAUCAUCCUCCUUCAGAGCUGGCUGAGGAUGGUUUUGGAAAGGAGACGCUUUCUCCGGGCACAGCAGGCAGCCAUUGUAAUACAGGUAUCUCUUUUCCUACAAAAUCUCUCGUGUAACUCUCCCCACCUUCAAGCAGUUCUCUCUGACACGAGGCAUGUCCCCUCCCAGGCCUACUGGCGUUCCCACCACAUGAGGAUGGCCCUGCAGAGGAACAAUGCUGCCACCACCAUCCAGUCUGCGUGGAGAGGGCACAGGGAGCGCAGCCGCUACCUCCAGCAGAGGAGGAGGGUUUGCCUCCUGCAGGCCCUGCUCAGAGGGCACCUGCAGCGUGACAGAUAUCAGAAAAUGGUUGCAGAGAGGCAGAAAGCUGAAGAAAAGCAGAGAGAAAUGCAGGAAGAUGAAGACAAAGAGGUUGACACGUGCAAGGAUGAGCAGAGUGAACCAGCAACAGCUGAGCUGCCUGUGAAACACGAGUCGGAGCCGGAUCAAGCUGUUGGGGAUAGAGAUCAAGCUCCAAAUGAAGAAGCAGAAAACCAGAGCUCAGGUGAGAAAGUUGUGUUACCCGAGAAGAACGUGAUGGAGAGCUCGGAGAAGGUGCCCAGGAGCCGGGAGAAGAGGGAAUUCCGCCGGCAGAGGGGGCUGGAACACAACGACUUGCAGAACAAGCACGUCCUGUUGUCCUUCGAAGGACCAUCUGCACUGAGUCCUGAGGAACAAACUGCUUCUGAAGUGGCCCUGGAAGUUGUUCCAGUGCCAGAGGAAUCCACAGCACAAGAUCCUGUCCUUCAGGGAAGCAGCGAGGGAGAGAAAAGUCCAAGUGAAGAAAAAGCUCUUUCAGACACAUCACCAUCAAGUGAGACCCAAGAAAGUGGUUCUGUUCCUGACCCACCUGUGUCACAAGUGGGUGAUACAGCAGGUGAUAGAGUGCAAACACAAGGGAAUCAAAGUCACCAAAUAAAAGGCAGCCAAAGCUUUCACUGCCCUGAAAGGCCAACAAAUCUUGCACUGAACCUUCACAACAAGCUGUCUGCUACUGGGAGCUUCCAGAGUCCUGCUGACAGCUGGGCAGAGAAAAACAGACGUCUUGGGCAGAAGGCAACCAAAGAUCUGGACAGUCCCACUUCUUCUGCAAUCCAGAGAUAUGUGGAUGACCCAGAGAAGCUAAAGUACAAGAGAGAGAAGUGGAAAGGCAAGAGACAGUCUGAUGCUGGUCAGAAUGACAUGCUGAGUCAGUCUCUGGAUGAGAGGACACGUGUGGAUAAGUCUCCUCAGGAUCAGCUAGAGAAGAAGGGGAGUUCAGCUUCCUUAAGUGACCUCUCAACACUGGCCCAGACUGUUGCCAUGAAUCAGCAAUCCCCAGAUACAAUAGAAGAAGAAAAAGGCAGCAAGAAAUACCCUGUGCAGAAAAAGCCCAGUGACCACUUACCUACCUCGGACACAGUCGCUCCCGUGCAGCCAUCAAGUCAGCAAGGAGAUGCCAAGUCUGCUUUCAAAAGUCCUUUGCGGAGGCUUCUGGGGAAAAAGCCAGACAAGAAAAUUCCAAAGGAGACUUCUGAUGUGAUUGAGGAAGGAGAUGGCCUUUCCCUAGUAUCUUGUGUCCUCUUUGCAGACACAGGAGGAACCCAGAAAGCUUCAGAAGGCCAGGCAGGGGAGCGGCACGGGAAGGAGAGCAGCAAAGCCAAGAAGAACAGGACCAUAACCAUCAGCAAGGUCUCGAGUGUGUCUCAGAACUGGAGAGCGUCCAUGGCCCGCGAGAUUGCGAACGCCAAUGAGCUCAAACACCUUGAUGAGUUCCUUCUAAACAAGAUCAAUGACUUGCGCUCCCAGAAAUCUGGUGUCGAGUGUUUGUUUUUCGAAGCCACAGAGAAGUUUAGAGGAAACCUCAAGACCAUGUACUCUGCUCCUAAUGGGCAAAUCCACGUUGGCUACAAAGAUCUGGUGGAAAAUUACCAGCUUCUAGUUACAAACCUGGCCAAAAAAAGGGAAGAGAAAGAAGUCAAGCUGGUUUUGAAUCUCUUUCAAUCCCUUCUGGAUGAAUUCAUCAGGGGAUAUACAAAAAAAGAGGAACCUGAGCAGUCCAAGCAAACCAAAGCCCGGAAGAAGAAACGAAAACAAGAUCGUGCAAUCGAAGAACACAAUGGCCAUGUGUUCACAAACUACCAAGUGAGCAUCCGACAGUCGUGUGAGCACUGCUCCUCCUACAUCUGGCCCAUGGAGAAGGCCUGUCUCUGCAGUGUUUGCAAGUUGACUUGUCACAAGAAAUGCAUGUCCAAAAUCCAGAGCAGCUGUACCUCCUGUGAUAAAAAGAGUGAGCAGGACACAGAGCCACGACACUUUGGAGUGUGUGUGAGCUCCCUGACCAGCGAGAGGAACUCGGUCCCUGUGGUCAUGGAGAAGCUGCUGGAGUAUGUGGAGAUGCAUGGGCUGUACACAGAAGGCAUCUACAGGAAAUCUGGAUCAGCAAAUCGUAUGAAGGAGCUGAAACAGCUGCUGCAAGCAGAUCCAAACUCAGUGAAACUGGAGAAUUACCCUAUUCACACCAUUACAGGCAUCCUUAAGCAGUGGUUGAGGGAAUUGCCAGACCCAUUAAUGACAUCAGCACAGUACAGUGAUUUUCUCCGAGCUGUGGAACUACCAGGAAAACAGGAGCAACUCUGUGCCAUUUACAGUGUCCUGGAACAGCUCCCCCAAGCAAACCAUAACACCUUGGAACGACUCAUCUUCCAUCUUGUCAAAGUAGCUUUGAUAGAAGAUGUCAACAGGAUGUCACCCAAUGCUUUGGCCAUCGUGUUUGCUCCGUGCCUCUUGCGCUGUCCCGACACCUCUGACCCUCUAACCAGCAUGAAGGACGUUUCAAAAGCAACCAUGUGUGUAGAGAUGCUGAUAAAGGAGCAGAUAAGGAAGUACAAGAUCAAAAUGGAGGAGAUCAGUCAGCUGGAAGCAGCAGAGAGCAUUGCCUUCCGACGCCUCUCGUUGCUGCGGCAGAACACGCUCUGGCCUGUAAAACUUGGGUUUUCUUCCCCUUACGAGGGGAAGCUGAAUAAAACCUCUCAGGUCAAAGGAAACGACAGUGACACCUCAGAGCUGGACUCAGUGCACGAGGAAGAAGUUUCUGAAGCCAAUACCAGGGAAAAGGAGAUUCUCAUGGGUCGCUUGCAGUCAAUCAAAGAAGAGAAGGAGGACAUCACUUACCGGUUGCCUGAGCUAGACCAGCGAGGCUCCGACGAGGAGAACGUGGACUCGGAGACGUCGGCGAGCACGGAGAGCCUGCUGGAGGACAGGCCAGCCCGGGUGGAUACCGAAGCAAUUAUGGGGUCACCCUGCCGUGCUCAGAGCUGCAAUGUGCCUGCCAAAGACAUUUGCAAAGUGCCUUCUCUCCUGCAAACCUCUUCAAACCUUUCCUCUGCCUCCCUGGCCUCGAGGCGCCGAUGCUCUCUCACGCUGUCCAAGAUGAAGGUGCCCCGUCGAACUCCGGUGAUGCCGACGGCCAAUAUCAAACUUCCUCCCGGGAUGCUCAAACGUGUGGAAUCCCAGGGUGGGAUCUCUGCUGACCAAGAGCCUCAGGAGCCGGUGAGACGGCGGGAGCAGCCGGCGAGACGGACCGACAGCAUCCACUCGGUGUACAUUGCACAGGGCUCUGCGCUGGCCCACGCUCAGGAACUCGCCGACGAAUACGAACCCACAGCAAAAGUCAAACGGAGGUUCUCGGACCCUUAUUCCCACAUUCCCUGUAUGGAGAAGUGA
Messenger RNA from Acanthisitta chloris (rifleman), 5850 nucleotides. Its product is annotated as unconventional myosin-IXb-like. Gene Ontology annotation, molecular function: microfilament motor activity; ATP binding; protein binding. NCBI's taxonomy places the organism in Eukaryota, Metazoa, Chordata, Aves, Passeriformes, Acanthisittidae. Gene Ontology annotation, cellular component: myosin complex. The record is from RefSeq and is a predicted model, not a curated record. Gene Ontology annotation, biological process: actin filament-based movement; Rho protein signal transduction.